GGUCAGCGGUGGCAAUGACCCCUGGUCAGCCUGGAGCGCUUCCAAAUCUGGGAACUGGGAGAGCUCGGAUGGCUGGGGGGCCAGGCCAGAAGGGGCUGGGGCCCAAAGAAACGCUCCCAACAACUGGGACACUGCCUUCGGCCACCCCCAGGCCUACCAAGGACCAGCAACUGGUGAUGAUGAUGACUGGGAUGAAGACUGGGAUGACCCCAAGUCCUCUUCUCCUUACUUUAAGGAUUCAGAAUCAGUGGAAGCAGGGGGCAUUCAGCGAGGAAACAGUCGUGCUGGUGCCUCGUCCAUGAAGCUGCCACUUAAUAAAUUUCCUGGAUUUGCAAAACCUGGAAUGGAACAGUAUUUGUUGGCCAAACCGCUAGCAAAACCCAAAGAGAAAAUUCCCAUCAUUGUUGGAGAUUAUGGCCCGAUGUGGGUUUAUCCUACAUCUACGUUUGACUGUGUGGUAGCAGAUCCCAGGAAAGGCUCCAAAAUGUAUGGUUUGAAGAGCUACAUUGAAUAUCAGUUAACACCUACUAACACUAAUAGAUCUGUAAACCACAGGUAUAAGCACUUUGACUGGUUAUAUGAGCGUCUCCUCGUUAAGUUUGGGUCAGCCAUUCCAAUCCCUUCUCUUCCAGACAAACAAGUCACAGGUCGCUUUGAAGAGGAAUUUAUCAAAAUGCGCAUGGAGCGACUUCAGGCCUGGAUGACCAGAAUGUGUCGUCAUCCAGUCAUCGCAGAAAGUGAGGUGUUCCAGCAGUUCCUAAAUUUCCGAGAUGAGAAGGAAUGGAAAACUGGGAAGAGGAAGGCUGAGAAAGAUGAGCUGGUGGGAGUUAUGAUAUUUUCCACCAUGGAGCCAGAGGCACCUGACCUGGACUUACUAGAAAUAGAACAGAAGUGCGAUGCUGUUGGGAAAUUCACCAAGGCCAUGGAUGAUGGCGUGAAAGAGCUGCUGACUGUGGGGCAGGAGCACUGGAAGCGGUGCACAGGACCAUUACCCAAGGAGUAUCAGAAGAUAGGAAAGGCCUUGCAGAGUUUAGCAACAGUGUUUAGUUCUAGUGGUUAUCAAGGUGAAACAGAUCUCAAUGAUGCAAUAACGGAAGCAGGAAAGACUUAUGAAGAAAUUGCCAGUCUUGUGGCAGAACAGCCAAAGAAAGAUCUCCACUUCCUGAUGGAGUGUAACCACGAGUAUAAAGGCUUUCUUGGCUGCUUCCCUGAUAUCAUUGGUACUCACAAGGGAGCAAUAGAAAAAGUGAAGGAAAGUGAUAAACUAGUUGCAACUAGUAAAAUCACACCACAAGACAAACAGAACAUGGUGAAACGUGUCGGCACCAUGUCUUAUGCACUGCAAGCUGAGAUGAAUCACUUUCACAGUAACCGGAUCUACGAUUACAACAGCGUCAUCCGCCUGUACCUGGAGCAGCAGGUGCAGUUCUACGAGACGAUUGCAGAAAAACUGAGGCAGGCCCUCAGCCGCUUUCCGGUUAUGUAGAAUGGAAGGGAACAUGAAGAAAACUCUGAAGUGCUUCUUUCUGACUUGGGGCAAUGCAAUUCAAAAUUUAUUUUUAUUCCUAUCAUCAAAAAAAAAAAAAAGAUGCAAAAAACUACGUUUACUUUAUUAACCAACCUAAAUGCAUCAGUUAUUUAGGGAUGGUCUUUUGUUCAUUUCCACACCCAUUAUUUAAGCUAAUGAAAAUUGUCUCUAUUUUUGGAAAGUACUUAAAGUUAUUGCAAUUUUGGAUGGAAAAUUAGGGGUUUCUUCCCACUGAUAUUUUACAUAGAAUCGUAAUUUAUAGUCACCCAUGAUCUUCCAAUUCUUACUCAAUGCCAGGUAAUUAUUACUAAUUGCUUUCUUAAAAAUAUGAAAUAUGCUGGAAUAAAAAAUGUUUAUAUAUUUUUAUAACUCUCUUCAGUCCUUUGGGAUUCCUGUCUAUUUAGGAAAGUCUGCAUCACUUUCACUGACACCGUUAUGACUCAAGUGCACACACUUCAGGAGGGAGGAUGCAAAGAGGGGUUCCUGCAGCUACCAGAACCCUUGGACACACAGUGCAGGGGCUGUCACGUGUCCCCUCAGAGGGCACAGCCUGCCAGACAAGCAGACUCACCUGCCCACCCACUGCCCUCAGGAUCAUUUUUGAGGUGUUGCUCUUCCGUGAAGACCAGCGCACGCUCUCUCUUCCUUCAUAAUCAUGGUUAAGGCAUGUUUUAUGCUAGAAAGAAUCAGUCAGGAAAGUUGGGAGUCUUUUUUAAAAAGUCUGUGGCUUUGCUCCCACGGAUGGGCAGCCCUGCUGAUACCUGGGCUCAGGAGGCUUUCAGGGGAAGGAGCGAGCAUAGCUCCUCCAGACCUUUCACCCUCCGCCUUCUGUUCUGCAGACGCAGUGAGAAAGGCUGCUGAGAGCCUGACCGCACUUGAUUUGGCUUAUAGACCAGCAGGCCAGGUGGUGGGGUCAGAAAAGGCAAAAAGCACAGUAUAAGCGCCUCUCCUCCCCCGCCACGUGGAAAAGUGCAGGGGCUGAGAAGGGCGGCCACCUGAACCAUGUGCAGUCACCCCCAGGGCUUUUAUGCUGAAACGAACAGAAGUCCAGGGUGAGGCUCCUCCUGACUGUGUGCUGAGCUUCAGACAGAACUUUUCUCAUCACUGUACUUCAGUUAGUGGCGACAAGCACAACAGGAUCUCGACAGCCUGUGGACUCUGAGUCUGAACACUCGCAGACGAAUAUGUCAUCUUCCACAGUGGCCUUACUACCGUGUCUCCUACUGCUUUCCUUUUUAUGACCUAUUCGUUAUAGUAUAGAAAAGGAAAAGUCUGGGCCAGCAUAAGCAAAAUGAAGCCAAAAAAAAAUAGAUGAGGAAAUAAAAUGAGCACGAAUAUGAGAACUUGUUCUGCAGAAUCACGGGGUUUUAUUAAUGUUUUAUAAGUAAUUUUCCCCACUUGAUUUUUCUUUUAUAAAAUCCCAUAGAACAGUGUUUAUGAUAUAGCCAUUUAAUAUAUGUACAGAUUGUAAAGAAUAUGUAUAAAUGUUUUACACAAAUGUAAGAGCAUGUAGAAGACAACAUAUAAAUAAAUUGUUAAAAAACUGUACAGUAAAUUCUCAAAGCACCUUUUCAAAACA
This is a messenger RNA of Galeopterus variegatus (Sunda flying lemur), 3107 nucleotides long. RefSeq names its product sorting nexin 9 (gene SNX9). Gene Ontology annotation, molecular function: phosphatidylinositol binding. Gene Ontology annotation, cellular component: plasma membrane; cytoplasmic vesicle. The record is from RefSeq and is a predicted model, not a curated record. Bases 299 to 1486 code for a protein of 395 amino acids. Gene Ontology annotation, biological process: plasma membrane tubulation; intracellular protein transport; endocytosis. Lineage: Eukaryota; Metazoa; Chordata; Mammalia; Dermoptera; Cynocephalidae. The transcript is spliced from 14 exons.